AUGAAGGCUGCUUUCGUUGCUGCUGCUUUGGCUCAGGGCGCCGCCGCUGUCGCCAACCCCAUUGGACCCGGAAACGGUGGCUUUGGACCCGGUAACGGCGCCGGCUGGGGUGGAUUCGCCUACGGUGGUGGAUUCGGCGGAUUCGGCCCCGGCGGAUUCGGUAACGGUGUUGCAUCAUGCGCUAGCUCCUGCUUCUCAUCCCACUUCGCCACGGCAACCCCCACCCCGGCCGCCUUCUGCACCGACGCCCCGCAGCUCAACGACUGCGUAAAGUCCGCCUGCACCUCGGACGCCGCCGCCCUCUCCACCUACACCUCCGUCUCCUCCUCCGUCUGCAACGCCUUCACCUCGUGCGCCAGCACCAGCACCUUCACCUACAGCGGCGGCUGGUGGGGCUCCAAGACGGGCGACGCCGCCGCCGUCACCAUCACCGGCUGCCCCGUCGACGGCUGGUGGGGUCCCGGCGGCGCCUGGGGCGGCAUGGGCCCCGGCUGGGCCUACAAGACCGACACCGUCACCCUCACCCGCACCGUCAACGGCGUCGCCACCACCGGCCCCGCCACCGUCGCCCAGGCCGUGUCUGGCAGCAGCACGCUGCUCACGACUUUCACUGGCGCGUUCGCCGCCCAGGCGACGAGCGGUUCCGGGUCUGGGUCGACUAAUGCUGCUGCUCCUGCUGAUGCCAACCGCGGCGUCUUGGCUGCUGGCGCUGCCUUGGGCGCCUUCGUUGCUGCUGUCGGUUUGAUGUAA
Messenger RNA from Colletotrichum abscissum, 750 nucleotides. RefSeq lists its product as uncharacterized. The transcript is spliced from 2 exons. Lineage: Eukaryota; Fungi; Ascomycota; Sordariomycetes; Glomerellales; Glomerellaceae. The record is from RefSeq and is a predicted model, not a curated record. The coding region runs from base 1 to 750 and encodes 249 amino acids.